AUGUCCCUGAUAAUUGCAACCCACCGUAUUCUCCUCACUGACACAAACAGCUUCGUAGCCUCACACAUCCUCUCACAACUACUGCGCGCCAAUCACUCGGUGCGAGCGGUAGUCUGGUCUCUCUCUAAAGCUGAUGCUGUAAAGGCUUUAUUUGCCUCUUAUCCCUCUUCAUCUCUUGACUGUCCUGUCGUCCCAGACAUGACCAUUCCUGGAGCUUUCGAUUCAGAUUUGCAAUCCAAUCCGCCGUUUGACAUUGUAAUGCACACAGCAUCACCAUUCCUAUACAAAACCACAGACGUUGCAACGGAUUUCCUCGACCCAGCUAUCAAAGGGACGACGGAGAUCUUGGAGGGGAUUAAUCGUGUGGCGGUGGGGAGCGUAACAAGGGUGAUUUUGACUAGCAGCUUCGCAGCUGUAGGUGUAUAUACUGAGGAAGAUUGGAAUCCGUUUGCGUAUCGUGCGAGCGAGAAGUUUGCAGAGAAAGCGGAGUGGCAGGAAGUGAAGAAGAAAGGCCCCAAGGAAUGGGAUUUGGUGGUGUUGAACCCACCCAUGGUUUAUGGACCUUCGGCUCACAAGAAUCUUUUCUUGAGUGAGAAGAAUGCCACUGAGACGGAAGUGCCACCGAAUAGACUUCCGCUUUAUGUGGACGUGAGGGAUCUAGCUCAUGCCCACGUCCUCGCUAUGGACGCUUCGUCAACAUCUAACCAGCGCUUCUUGGUCACUGCAGGGGCGGUGACGAGUCAAGAAAUCUCUGACAUUUUCCGUAAAGAGGUGCUAGGCACACUGGAAAGACCACCCAAGGGAAUCCCCGGAACGAGCACGCUGCUAGAGUGUGCGUUUAGUGCUGAUGCGACGAAGGUUAAGACCAUGUUACGGCUGGAAUUUAGAAGUAAGAAGGAAACAUUUGCAAGUCUGGGGAUACAGCUGUUGGAAAUAGAAGAGAAGAAGGAGGGUGAAGUUUCAAGUGCUAAAGGACAAUUUGAAUAG
Molecule: messenger RNA, 987 nt
Organism: Lindgomyces ingoldianus
Lineage: Eukaryota; Fungi; Ascomycota; Dothideomycetes; Pleosporales; Lindgomycetaceae
Product: NAD dependent epimerase/dehydratase
Exons: 6
Coding region: 1-987 (328 amino acids)
Molecular function (GO): oxidoreductase activity, acting on the CH-OH group of donors, NAD or NADP as acceptor
Source: RefSeq, a predicted model, not a curated record